This is a messenger RNA of Cryptotermes secundus, 1814 nucleotides long. It is a transcript of the gene alc, whose product is annotated as 5'-AMP-activated protein kinase subunit beta-1. The record is from RefSeq and is a predicted model, not a curated record. The transcript has 6 exons. Gene Ontology annotation, molecular function: protein kinase binding. Lineage: Eukaryota; Metazoa; Arthropoda; Insecta; Blattodea; Kalotermitidae. Gene Ontology annotation, cellular component: nucleus; nucleotide-activated protein kinase complex; cytoplasm. Gene Ontology annotation, biological process: signal transduction. Bases 362 to 1168 code for a protein of 268 amino acids.
UUUGCAUUACCAUUCCAGACUGAUCCGGACCGAUCAGGACGGUCGGCAGCAGUCGGCAGUAUAGUUUCGAUGCCAGUUAUGAGUUUCAUACCUGUCGUUCUGUAAAAAUCAGUGAACGAAUCACUUCCGUGAUUGACGAUUGAUUCGAAUAGGCUUCUAGAUCGUUUUAAAAGUUCAGGAUAAUAUUCUUAGACAGCAGUAAUGUAAGUGUAGCCCAGUGGCUCCUGCCAUCUAUGAACUAGUUCGUUCUGUGAGAAGUCUUUGUCAUAAGUAAAAGGAAAAAGUCGGCAGUAAGUGUAGAAAAAAUAAAUACCCAAUGAAUUAAAGAGGGUAUAUCAUCAAGUUUUUUUUUUUAAAUACUAUGGGAAAUGCUAGCAGCAACACACGUGACAGACAUAAGUCAGGAGACACAAUAGUACCGUCUUCUCCAGGAAAGGAUGGUCAAGCAUUUGUCUUUGAUAAGAAACCAAAAUUAGUUUUCCAGUCAUCUCACGAUGAAGAAGAACCUUAUUAUACCAAGGAACAGACAUCAGAAGACUACACAGGAAGUACACGCCAGCGUUCUGCCACAGUCUCUGAGGGUACUAAAGUGAAUGAUAAAGUCCUACCCACAGUUUUCAAAUGGGAAGGUGGUGGAAAGCAAGUUUUCAUCAGUGGGACAUUCUCUAACUGGAAGACUCUUCCAAUGGUUAAAAGUCACGGUGAUUUUGUAACUAUCAUAGAUCUUCCAGAAGGGGAGCAUCAGUACAAAUUUUAUGUGGAUGGUGAAUGGAAACAUGACCCAGGAGUGCGCAUCGUUGACAAUCAAAUGGGUUCUAAAAACAACUUGGUGUCCGUGAAGAAGUCUGACUUUGAAGUAUUUCAGGCGCUUGAUAUGGACAGCGAAAGCAUGGGCAGUAAUCAGCAACGAGAGUACUCUCAGGAAAUCCCCGCAAACAAGCCGUGGGAGAAAGUCUCUGGGCCACCUGUCCUCCCCCCACAUCUUUUGCAAGUCAUAUUGAAUAAGGAUACUCCUUUGUCUUGUGAACCCACAUUGCUGCCUGAACCGAACCAUGUGAUGCUGAAUCACCUUUAUGCAUUAUCAAUCAAAGAUGGAGUGAUGGUGCUGAGUGCCACACAUCGAUAUCGAAAAAAAUAUGUGACAACUCUCCUCUACAAGCCUAUCUAGCAAUGUUACUGUAACUUUUUAUUUUGUACCUAGUGCUAUGAACAUGCUUUCUUCAAACAAAAUAGGUUGCUAUCCAAGGCCGUGGAAAGAAGUCUGCUUGAUGGUUUGGAUUAUAGCACUUGAGGCUUUCCACUCUACCUGCUGUUGUAUUUCCUUCCAGACCCUCUGGGUCUGUAUCAGCCAGCAUGAAGCACUUGAUGCACUGUCCACGUUCCUGUGAACAGAAUGGCUAGGUGACUGGAGGGGAAUGUGCUGGAGAGGGAACUGUGUCAGCUAAUGGAAAAUGUAGAGGGGGUGGUCCAUUCAUGGGCUUCUUUCUAUGGCCUCAGUGUAGUUCAUUAAGUGAAUAUGCAGUCCCUCUUGAAUUUAGCCAGUUAGUCUGAAAAUGGUGUUAAUGACUAAGAUGUUGAACUGCUUAAGAAACUGGAAAAUUGUGUAAUUUCUGGUUUACAGAAAUCAGAGUUUUUCGUCUCUAAAAAACGUUGUAUGGAUGUGAAACCUGGUCUCUUGCCUUAAGUGAAGAAAAAAAGUGUUUUGGGAACAGCGCUGAGGAGAAUAUUUGGAUCUAAGAGAAAGGGUGUAACAAGAGACUGGAGAAAAUCACAGAAUGAGAAGCCUCAUAAUUAUGAGGCUAUAAUUAUAAUUU